Messenger RNA from Colletotrichum lupini, 2514 nucleotides. RefSeq lists its product as uncharacterized. Lineage: Eukaryota; Fungi; Ascomycota; Sordariomycetes; Glomerellales; Glomerellaceae. Gene Ontology annotation, biological process: proteolysis. Gene Ontology annotation, molecular function: serine-type endopeptidase activity. Bases 1 to 2514 code for a protein of 837 amino acids. The record is from RefSeq and is a predicted model, not a curated record. The transcript has 5 exons.
AUGGCAACCUCAGCAGAUCACGAAAAUGCAGACACCAGUGGCCAAGCUGGGGAAGAGGUCGCCCCCCAAAUGUCAGUCAGUGGAGGACUUUGGAAUGGGAUCAUCGGCAAACCAUUCCAUGAGUCUCUCACUUUGUCUGCUCUAAUCAGCAGCAAAUCUGGGACCCCACAGGGCACAACUCUUGAGAGCGCCACCAACGACGACUGGGAGCACAUUCGCGGAGCAGUGUGGAAUGACGAUCCUGAUUGUCAACUCUUUUCAGACACUCACGACUCAAAUCAUUCAUACACACUCGGCUUUGACUGGGCACUGAAGUUCAAGUCAGCGGAAAAAGAGUGGAACCCAAACAACCUCGGCUUCACUAGGAUGAAAAAUGUUACCGGUCGCUCACACUAUGGUGACCUUCAGUUUCUUCACUGUAUGGCAUCUGACAGAGAUGAGGAGCCUGAAGUCACAAAAGCAAAUAUCAUGACCUGGAUGGAAGUUAUGUAUAAGCUGGCAACUGGUGAAGAUGACGAGAUUACCCCCAGCACUGUGGUGUCACAGUCACCUCUUGGCGUUUUGUUUCCUGACGAUUCUCUCCCGCCAAACUGGCUGUCUCUUGCCUAUCUAUUGUCCAAGGACUCCAAGUUCAAGGGCCUUGACAUCGGGCGACGCGCACUCGGCAGUAUGUUCCAUGUUAUCCAAGAUUCGUAUGCUAUUGGCCAUGCAAAGCGUGAACUACUGAACGAGAAAGACAAGGUAUCAGACGAUCCCCUCAAAUUUAAAGACGGCACUAUAGAUCGUUGGGGGCCCAUUCAGAUCUUCCACACUUAUUAUGGCCAAGACAGUGCUUCACACAAGCAUUACGACCACUUUUUCGAUCGUAUUCCGGAUCCGGAGCAUUUAGAUAAUCUAGAACAGUGGAAUAACUUAAUUGGUUGUCGUGACGCCGUUGAUAGGUGUAAGGUUCUAGUAGAAAAGAAGCUGGAGGGCAAGAAAUGGGAGGGCGAUGAUGGAGUUAGACAGUUUCUCGAUACAGAAGUGUUCGCGCUGUCUGGUCAGGAAAGUCUACCUGUACCAUGCAUUCACUCACUAUGGGGAUUGCUUCCGUUUACUGUUCGUCGCAAUAACCAUCGACUUGCUUUGGUUAAGAUUCUCCCCCUCUUCUUUGGCUUAGGGCUAUUGCCUCUAGUCCUGCAAAUCCCAGGCUGCCACCUACGUUCUAGACCUAACCCUGGUAUUCAGCUGUUGUUUCGAUCACAAUGCGUACUCAGCCCUCUGAGCUGGCAUUGGCAACCACACAUUUUGCCGUUGGCCAAUUCCCACCGUAUUAGCGCCUACAAGGGAGAGUGCGACCCGCAAAGCCACCUAAUGCUGGUUGCUCAGCUUCGGCAAGGUCUCUUCCUCUCCAUUCCCUUCACUUACAACUGCCGUCUUCCAUCACAGGGUUACUUCACUCCGCUUCGACAUCCUCUUUCCACUUGCCUCAGGAACGAUUUUCCAUUCCAUACGAAGAUGGCUACUAUUCAAAUCAACGGCAACACGGCCAAUCUCGCAAAUUUGCCUGAUAGCGUGCCAAAGGAUGCAGAGAGCACCAAUUUUAUCCUUAUCCAGGGUCACAGUGACUUGACCCCUGGUCAAAAGCAGAAACUGGAGGACAGUAAAGUCAAAAUCCUGGAAUAUGUCUCGCGCAACACCUACCUAUGUCGAUAUGAGCCCAAAGACCUCAGUGCCAUUCGGGCUAUGGCCGCUGUCAAGAGUGUGAUUCCAUAUCUGCCCGACCUCAAAACCACCGUGACUCUCAAGGAACUUAUAGAGAGGGACAACAAAAAGACUCGCUAUGAGGUAGACUGUAUCCUUCAUAAGAGCCCCAACGUCAACGCCAACAACCUGGCAACAUCAAUCGCACAGAAAGCCAGAGUAGAUUUACAAGAUCUUCAAAUCUCACCUUCAAUUAUCAGAGUCACCGUGCACCAAGAUGACCUCUCAGAGAUUGCGAAACUUGAUAGUAUUAGCAGAAUUGAAGAGGUGCGGCCAGUGGGGGUGCUCAACAACGAGGCGCGCGCAAUCCUCAAUGUCGAUCUCUUGACCUUGUCAAGCUCCUACGAAGGGGCUAACCAACGUAUUUGCGUUGCAGACACUGGCUUCGACCUGGGAAGGUCAAAUAGCGAGCCUGGCGUUGAAGUUCACCCAGCACUUUGUGGACGUGUUCAGCACCUAGACUCCGUCUGGCCCAACGACCCCAAAGACCGGAACUUCACAUUUGAGAAGUUCAUGGACGAAGAAGGUCAUGGCACUCAUGUGUGUGCAUCCAUCUGCGGAAGCGGUAUUUACACAAUCAAGGAGCCCGAGAACGGCACGGUUACAAUCAAAGUCAGAGGAACGGCGCCUGCCGCCACUCUUAUAGUCCAGUCCUUGAUGUUAUAUAAGCCCGCAGGGAGGUACUGGAAGAUGGAGACGCCAUUGGAUCUGGCCGCGCAGCUUUUCAAAAAGCCAUAUGACCUAGGAUUCCGGAUCCAUAAUAAUUCGUAG